AUGCGUUUUCUCACCCUGGAGGAUGGCAAUCUACGCCUGACCUCAUACUAUGGCGACUUUCCUCCUUAUGCCAUACUCUCGCAUACAUGGGGAACCAACGAAGAGGAAGUCACAUUCAAGGACUUGUGGGAUGGUUCAGCUCAAAAGAAAAAGGGCUAUCGUAAAAUCGAAUUCUGUGCACGCCAAGCUGCUGCGGAUGGAUUAUCGCAUUUCUGGAUCGACACAUGCUGCAUCGACAAGUCAAAUAGCACCGAACUGUCCGAGGCUCUAAACUCCAUGUUUCGGUGGUAUCGAGAUGCUGCCAAAUGUUAUGUAUACAUGUCGGAUGUUACCAUUGGCGACAAUUCGGCAGACGACAGUGUGGAAAGCGAGGAACCCAGAGAAGAGCUGGCUCAAUCAGCCUGGGAGCCAGCAUUUCGACAGAGCCGGUGGUUCACCCGAUCGUGGACGCUCCAAGAGCUUCUCGCACCAAAAUCAGUCGAGUUUUUCACUUCCGACGGGCAUCGUCUGGGCGACAAGCAAUCACUUGAUGAUGAGAUUCAGGAGGUGACGGACAUUGCAGCUGCCGCGCUCCGAGGGGGUGAUCUCAUGUCGUUUACUGUCGAAGAGCGCAUGUCAUGGGCGAGUCGUCGGCAGGCCACGCGUGACGAAGACCACGCGUAUGCGCUGUUGGGAAUAUUUGAUGUUUACAUGCCGCCUAUAUAUGGCGAGGGACGUAGACAUGCACUCCGGCGACUGCGUAAAGAAAUUGAAGAAUACGAAAGAGAAGAGGCCAGGUAUACAUCGAGUGAUAAAAAGCCUGAACAGAGGAGCCAGUUGAAAGUCCAUGACCAACUCGACUCAAAUGAAAUGCUCAUUUCGCCAAAUGGACGAUUCACAUUCGAAAACCAGGACGAUGGCAAUUUUGUCCUGUAUGAUAUGCAUCAAGGCAGGUUACCUCUGUGGGCUUCUGACACUUGUGGAGCGGGCGGCAAUCGUACGAUUGUCAUGCAGGAUGACGGUAAUCUGGUUCAGAUGUUUGUAUGGAACAGAUGGCCCAUUUGGUCCACCGAGACUGGCGGCCGCGGCAACGGGAGCUCCGUUCUGGUCCUACAAGACGACGGAAACGCCGUCAUCCUUUCGGACGGCCAGCAAAUUUGGCAAACGGACACCAAACAGAGGAGCAUCGUAGAGGAGACAAAACCUCUGCGAGCAGGCGAGUCCCUCGAGCAGGCACAUGCUCUCUAUUCCGAAAACAAGCGCUUCUGUCUCGUCAUGCAGGAAGACUGCAAUUUGGUGCUUUAUGAUAGACAUGAAAACCACCGGGUCAUGUGGGCUUCCAACACUGUCCGCGAACUCGUCAAACUUCCUCUCCUGCAACUAGGAACUGACGGUAUUCUGGUCAUCUCCGAUAGAGGCUAUGAGCAAUGGAAAAGCGAUAAUACUGGAGAGGGAAAUGAGAAUUCGAUAUUGGUGGUUCAAGACGACGGCAAUGUUGUUAUAUACACGGGAGAUGACCGGCAGGAAGCAAUUUGGGACACUGGGACAUGGCUAGAUUGA
This is a messenger RNA of Pestalotiopsis fici W106-1, 1539 nucleotides long. RefSeq lists its product as uncharacterized. The record is from RefSeq and is a predicted model, not a curated record. The transcript has 2 exons. The coding region runs from base 1 to 1539 and encodes 512 amino acids. Lineage: Eukaryota; Fungi; Ascomycota; Sordariomycetes; Amphisphaeriales; Sporocadaceae.